UCUUGCGUCAUCCUUUCCGUGCUCUGUCCUUUGAUAGGCGUUGCCUUCCUCCUUUUCCGCGAACCUCGUCGAGCUACCUCUCUUACAUCUAGUGGUUGCUCCUCACUCUCCUUUUUCUAUUUAAGGCGUCACUACCUCUCUUAUCAUUGGUGUUUCUGCUGUUCGCGACUUGCUCCUCAUUCCUUUUCUUUCUUUCUCUGUCCAGUGCACGUGUUACAUUUCUCGCCUUCCCGUGGCUCUGUGUAGUUCCUUCCGUUCUGCAGCGCUUCCCUUGACGCUCUUGUUUCCUUCACAGCGUUCGUCUACCUUCUGUCUGUGUCCGCGUCCUGUUCCUUCUUUCUGUCUCUUCUGUCUGUCUAAAGCGCCAUCUUGUGGCUAUCUCCGUUUUCAGUGCCGCCGAAUUCUUUCUCUCCGUUUCCCUCAUGGCAGCAAAUGUUGUUGCCGGGGCCGUCUGCUGUUGCUCGGUCCCGUACCCAAAGACGCGGGCGGAGCGUCGUAUUUUGCUUUGCGGAGGCGUGCUAAAUAUUUUGUUGCCUUGCGGCGUGGGCUCGAUUGUCGCGGGUUGUUGCUUGCGCGAUAAUCAGUUGAUUAACACGGGCAUUUUGCAGCUCCUGUUAACGCUGUUGGUUGUCGGACUCGUCUGGUCUAUCAUCUACGGCAUCAUGAUGAUGCUGAAUGCGCUCUCGGCGCCGCUCGCGUCGUCCUCGGCGCCUCCGGCCGCCUGCGCCGACUUCGCCGACAAAGCCAGCAUGUACCAGGCGUCUUACGGCAUGGAGGCGAGGAUUCUGCAAAAGUCGCCCUCCCGCGGGUCCCCGGAAAAGAGGCUCUCUGGACAGUUUCCGGAGAGCUGCCUCAACUCCUACCCCGCUCAAAACUUUGUGCGAAGUGAGUUUAUGCGAGCUCGCACGGAGACCUCGCGGGAGCUUCUCCAGUCUGUGCGAUCCCACUCUCUCACGACUUCGUCGACGGUGGCGGUCACGAUGUCUCCUCGAUCUUCAGGGACACAGCAGGUGGCAGCAGGGGGACAGACAACCAGAAACGGAGGAGACGAGAGACAAGAGAAGCACGGCGAUUCUCGCCAAGACGAGACGCAAACAACCGGGGUAGGCGUUCCGCCUUUUUCGCCUUUGAUGCUCGAGGAAGGACGGGAAGAAACUGACUCAAGAAUGAAAGACGAACUAGAGACUCGCUGAGCGAGGAAACACUCCCCGAUGCAAGCGACUGGACAAGUUCGGAGAGGGCCGCACAGCUCAAAAGAGGACUCUUUUGAACGAAAUGUGCACCAGGGAGCGCCGUGCAUUUUUGUCGCAGGCGCCAGGCACGCGCACUAGUUUCGAACGAACGCAGCGAAACCCACAUGCCGACACUGCAGAAUAAACGAGCAUGCCGGUAGGUACACGCACGAACACCGUCGGGUUUCAAUUACGUGUACAGGUCUAAACAUGCCUGUGCGGAAAUGCUUGUGUCACCGUAGACACUGAGGUGUCUGUACACUUGAAUGUAGGCUUGGUGCACUUGAGUACAUCUUCGUAGACUCUUUGACCUGGGGCAGUGAGGGGAAGGCGACACCAGGGAAAAGCGAAGAGAGUGGAAACAGGUUCCGAGAAAUGCUUAUGCUUCGACGAACGUGAGGGAGGAUCAGGGAGAUAGAGGACGUCUUUGAAAAUCUACAGAACGUCUCAGUCGCUUCAGAGUAAGACAAGAACGAAGCUGUCAGACUCGGAUACUGCAGGGGAGACGCCUUACGGGCGACAGGCAGGAAUAGACUCUCUACGGUGCUCAGAAAAAGAGACACUUGUACGCAUGUCGGUAUCUGUCUGUGAGUACACGGAAAUGGUCCUACAUGCACGGUCAAAUACGUGUGUAGAUGGAUAUUUGCAUAUGUGUGCCUUUGGUGCGGAGGGGCAUAACUGUGUUUGAUCGAGCGAAGUACGUAAGCAAGGCAGGAUUGUUUCGAAGGUCAUCUCGGUUUCGCAGUGCGCACAUCAUCUGUCCAUGGCGUGAAGGUGAACAAAAGGGGAAUCGGUUCCGUGAGCCAGAAUGGUAGACCACACACUUCUGAUAUGCCAAAAUGGCGCAGUCGAUGUGGCUUUUAAACAGACUUUCGCGC
Toxoplasma gondii ME49 is the source of this 2110-nucleotide messenger RNA. RefSeq lists its product as hypothetical. The transcript is spliced from 2 exons. NCBI's taxonomy places the organism in Eukaryota, Apicomplexa, Conoidasida, Eucoccidiorida, Sarcocystidae. The coding region runs from base 423 to 1193 and encodes 256 amino acids. The record is from RefSeq and is a predicted model, not a curated record.